UGGGAGUGCAAGAGGGCUGGCAGAACUAGCCCGGAGAAGACCAUCCCGCCUGCCGACCCCACCACCACCAUUCGCUCUCGUGCUUCCCCCUCACUUUGCCAACCUGGGGCACGGAUAUCCCCACCGCCUGCAGAGGGAACAGCCAAAGCAGCAGCAUCCUCUGCAGACGAGCCGCAGGCAACGCAGCAGCCGCUUUCUUCCCCCGGGUGCGGGAGCUGACUGGCCCACUUUUCUUCUUUACCGCGACGCCUCUCACCCCACCCCAACCUACCCCACCCGACCCCACUUAGUGGUCAGUAUUAGCCUGGGGCUCCGGGGCACCUCGCGUCUGCGCUUUGCUAGUGGGGCUUCACCUGCCCUGGGCGGGUGUCCUGGCUACGGGAAAGAGAAGGCUCAGAUCAGACAUUCACUCGUUCCACUUCCCCUGCCUCCACACUUGGCUUAGUGGAGUUUGUCCGCGACCCCCAAAGAGUGGGUAGGUGACUGCCACUGACAGACUGGUCAGCAGCCUACUGCCCCAGCCAGCCCCGAGCCUGCUCCCUGGGCUCCCCCCGCCUUGACGCUCUCUUGCUCCUGCCCUUCCGAGACCCGAGACCCGAGACCCGAGCCUCCCCGCCUUCCCCUUUCCUCCGAAGGCCGGGUUAGCCCGCCUCCCCCGGCUUCAUUUUGGCCCCCUCGGCCCCACAGCCACUACCCAGGCUCCGCCAUGCUGGGGCUCCGCCGGGACCGGCUGCUGACCCUGCUGCUGCUCGGGGCGCUGCUCUCUGCGGACCUCUACUUCCACCUCUGGCCCCAAGUGCGGCUCCAGCUGCUGCCACGAAGAGGUCGGGGGGGCUGCUCUUGCCCAGACUCAGCUGGCGACCCCUCCGCCCCGCCCCCAGACUCCGCGGCUGCCACAGCCUCCCGCCCCAGCAAAGCUGCACACAACUUUUCCCAAGUCCAGCCAGGCGAACGGAGCGAUGAGCAGGGCGGCCGCAGCGCUGACCGCCAGGACCUCCCCUCCAAGCUGCAAAGCCUCUUUGCCCACCCGCUAUACCGCACCGUCGAGGAGCCGUCUCUGCAGGGACCCGAGGACACGCUGCUGUCCAGCCGGGAAGCGCUACGCUAUUACCUAAGAAAAGUGGCCCGUUGGAACAGACGUCAAAAGACAUACAGAGAGAAGCUCAACCAGACCUCCCCAGAGGCACCAGUACAGUUCCAACACGAGGCCAGCUGGGUCCAGUUCCAACUGGGCAUCAAUCGCCAUGGAUUGUACUCCAGAUCGAGUCCAACUGUCAACAAACUCCUUCAUGACAUGAGGCACUUCCCUACCAUCAGUGCUGAUUACAGUCAGGAUGAGAAGGCUUUGCUGGGGGCAUGUGACUGCACCCAGAUUGUGAAGCCCAGUGGAGUCCACUUGAAAUUGGUUCUGAGGUUCCAAGACUUCGGGAAGGCAAUGUUCAAACCCAUGAGACAGCAAAGGGAGGAAGAGACACCUGAAGACUACUUCUACUUCAUUGAUUUUCAAAGGCACAAUGCUGAGAUCGCAGCUUUCCAUCUGGAUCGGAUUCUGGAUUUCCGUCGUGUCCCCCCAACUGUGGGGAGACUGUUGAAUGUCACCAAGGAAAUUUUGGAGGUCACCAAGAAUGAAAUCCUGCAAAGUGUUUUCUUUGUCUCCCCAGCCAGCAAUGUGUGCUUCUUUGCUAAGUGUCCUUAUAUGUGCAAGACUGAAUAUGCUGUCUGUGGCAACCCUCACUUGUUGGAGGGCUCCCUCUCAGCGUUCCUGCCAUCUCUCAACCUGGCCCCAAGACUGUCUGUGCCCAGCCCAUGGAUCCGAUCUUACUCGCUGGCAGGAAAAGAGGAGUGGGAAGUGAAUCCACUGUAUUGUGACUCAGUGAAGCAAACUUAUCCUUAUAAUAGCAGCAAUCGACUCCUCAACAUCAUCGACAUGGCCAUCUUUGACUUCUUAAUAGGAAACAUGGACCGUCACCAUUAUGAAAUGUUCACUAAGUUUGGGGAUGAUGGGUUCCUCAUUCACCUGGAUAAUGCCAGAGGGUUUGGACGACAUUCUCAUGACGAGCUCUCCAUCCUCUCACCCCUUUCCCAGUGCUGCAUGAUAAAAAAGAAAACACUAUUGCACCUGCAGCUGCUGGCCCAUCCAGACUACAGGCUGAGUGACGUGAUGAGGGAGUCACUUCAAGAAGACCAACUCUCUCCAGUCCUCACAGAGCCCCACCUUCUUGCCCUGGACAGGAGACUACAAAUCAUCCUAAAGACAGUGGAAGGGUGCAUAGGGCUUCAUGGAGAGCAGAAUGUUAUAGCCACUGAACCAUCAGAACUUUUGGCCCCAAACUCUGACCAAAUACAUUUGGCAAGCUAGGGGCUGGAGGUAAAAGUGGUAACAUCGGAUUUAAGAAAAGGUCCCAGGAGACAGGCAGUGGACUAAUUAUCAGUUUCACCUGUUGCCUCUAUUGCUAGUCCAUGCUGAGACAUCACAGUCUCAAAAAAAGAGUCACGAGCUCAGUUGAUUCCAAUGCAGCAACAAAAGUCUCCUGAUUUUGAACUUCACUCUGAGGCAAUACUUCUAUGGCAAGCUGCUGCCUUAUUUUCCCUAGACAGCAGGAACUCCACAGAGCUCACAAUAUUGCCCCUUGGGCUAACAUACGGCAUGAACCCCGGGGGAGAAAUGGGUCUAAAUCAGUUAUCCUCAUAUGGAGGUUUUGAGAGUUUUGACACUUGACUCCUGGUUAAGGGAAUUAACACAAACAAGAGGCUUUGAAUAAAAAGACAACAAAUUAAGUGUA
Messenger RNA from Trichosurus vulpecula (common brushtail), 2783 nucleotides. RefSeq names its product FAM20A golgi associated secretory pathway pseudokinase (gene FAM20A). The record is from RefSeq and is a predicted model, not a curated record. The transcript is spliced from 11 exons. The coding region runs from base 707 to 2359 and encodes 550 amino acids. Lineage: Eukaryota; Metazoa; Chordata; Mammalia; Diprotodontia; Phalangeridae. Gene Ontology annotation, cellular component: Golgi apparatus. Gene Ontology annotation, molecular function: protein serine/threonine kinase activator activity.